AUGUAUCGAAAACGCGUCGAUGUAAAAUUAAUAACUAAAUGGGAAGGACGAUACGGCGCGGAGGCAAUGAUCGCAAAACCAAAUUUCCAUAGCCGAAGUAUCUUUUCGGAAAAUCUGAUAGCCGUUGAAUUGCGCAAACUCGAGGUGAAAUUCGACAAGCCGAUCUACGUAGGUAUGUGCAUUCUCGACAUAUCUAAAAUCUGUUUGUACGAAUUUCAUCACGAGUACAUGUUACCUUUAUAUCGCAACAGAUGUAAAAUUAUGUACACCGACACGGAUAGCCUUAUAUAUCACAUCCAGUGCGAGGACGUGUACGAGACGAUGAAACGUGAUAUUCAUAGAUUUGACACAAGCGAUUAUCCUGCAGAUAACGCGUACGAUAUUCCACAUGUUAAUAAAAAAGUGCCAGGUUUAAUGAAGGAUGAGAAUAAUGGUGCGGUAAUGACAGAAUUCGUCGGACUCAGAGCGAAGAUAUACGUGUUGAGGGUAGACGGUAAGAAAGAUACAGAGAGAGAGAGAGAGAAGGCUAAGGGCGUAAAGAGUAACAUGGUAGCGCGAACGAUAACGUUCGACGAUUACACGCGGUGUCUCAACGAUGAGAUAGAAAUGACCCGCCAACAGACUUGUAUAAGACCGAAGCUGCAUGAGGUGUACACUGUAGACGAAACGAAAAUCGCUCUCAGUCUGUACGAUGACAAGCGAUACGUUGUGCCCGAUUCUACAGAAACGCUGUCAUGGGGACAUUAUAAAAUACCAUUGAAA
Messenger RNA from Vollenhovia emeryi, 762 nucleotides. RefSeq lists its product as uncharacterized. The annotation marks the transcript as partial. The record is from RefSeq and is a predicted model, not a curated record. The transcript has a single exon. Lineage: Eukaryota; Metazoa; Arthropoda; Insecta; Hymenoptera; Formicidae.